Messenger RNA from Grus americana (Whooping crane), 823 nucleotides. Its product is annotated as killer cell lectin-like receptor subfamily B member 1C. The coding region runs from base 182 to 823 and encodes 213 amino acids. NCBI's taxonomy places the organism in Eukaryota, Metazoa, Chordata, Aves, Gruiformes, Gruidae. The record is from RefSeq and is a predicted model, not a curated record. The transcript has 7 exons.
CCCUACGCGCACCACGUAUAGCACUCCCCUCCUCCCCGCCGCUUCCUGCCAAUCGCCGCGGGCGCGCGCGGCCGGCAACCAAUCGGAGGCGGCGGCUGCGCGCAGAGGAAGGCGGGGAAGGGGCGUUCCCAGAAGGCCGCGCGGCGGCGGCCAUGAUGGGCGCUGCAGGGGCAGGUUCUGGAUGAAGCUCCCGGAGCCGAGCGACGCUGGGAGGGGCCGCUGUCCCCGGGGGGGUCCCCUGCCCCCCAGCCUGGCCCUGGCCGGGGGCCUGAUCCUGGGGGUGGCCAUCGGCGCCCUGGGGGUGCUGGCGAGCUGGAGGCCGACGGGGACCCCUCUCCCUGCGGCGCCCGGUUGCAACGGGAGCGCGGCCGAGCUGGCAGCCGCCCUUCGCCGCGGGCUGUGCGAGGAGGAGGAGGAGGAUGGAGGCCGGGGGAGGCCGAAGGCUCCCUGCAGCCUCUGCCCCCCCGGCUGGACCCCCCGGGCCGCUGCCUGCUACCGGCUCUCGGCAGCUGCCCGUACCUGGGACGACGCUGCCCGCGACUGCGCUGCCCGCGCUGCCCGCCUGCUCGGACCCCGCGACCUCCCGGCCGUGGCCUCCCUGGAGGGGGUGUCGGGGGAACCGAACCCCCUUUGGGUGGGGCUGCGCUUCUGGCCCAGCACCCACACCUGGAUCUGGCCCGACGGCUCCCAGCACACCCCACCGGCCGGGCAGCGCGGGGGGCAGGGCCGGGAUUGCGGGGUGCUGCGGCGGGGCCGCUCGGCGCUGGAGAGCUGUGGGGCCGAGCUGCGCUGGCUCUGCCGCCGCGACGCCCUCCUGCUCUAG